UAAGUAAAAGAAAGGUGUAAACGCGGAUUGAUAAACAGCCAAUUGGAGUUAAAAUCCAAUAUCAAUGCACUGUUUGUUUUGUACUGCACUGUUUUGUUUUGUAUUGUAUUAUGUUGUAAUGUAUAUUUUGUGUAAGCACACUGAGAGCCACUUUACCAAGUCAAAUUCCUUGUUGGUGCAAACUUACUUGGCCAAUAAAACUGAUUCUGAUUCUGGAAUUCAGUUUAUUUUACAAAGCCCAAUAACACACAUUUCGAAUUUUCCUCAGAGGGCUUUACAAUCUAUAUACAUAAGACAUCCCUGACCUUUGACCUCACAUCGGAUCAGGGAAAACUCCCAAUAAAUAGGAAAAAAACAGUUUACUGUGGAAAAAGGAAAGAACCCUUCAGGAGAGCCACAGAGGAGGAUCCCUCCACGAUGGACAGAACAAUAGAUAUCAUGUGUACAGAGAGCAGCAGCGAUUAACAUUUUCUAAAUUGUGUAUGCAUUAAUUAUUAGAUGGGUACAAAGCACUGCCACGAGAAGAGGGAGAGGGGCUGACAAGACCUUUGAGUUACAAUGAGCUCAUUUAAUGGCUCCCUGGGGAUACAUGCUCGUUAUCAUGAUAUGUAUUAUUUAAACACUGACCUUAUCAAUUCCCAGUCUGACCUACUUUUAAACGCAGCUUUAGCCCUCAGGGCGCACAUGGUGGACAACUGUGGCAUAAUUUUUAGCCUCUUUUAUUUGUUAUUAUUUAUUUAUUAUCAUUACAUAAACGACAACAAGUUCUUACCGACACGUGGUGAAGCUCUCGCGCAAGAGGAGGACGCAGGCGUCAAACUGAUUAACUCUAAUUAACAGCAGUCACGUGGUCCCUUCCUCUCGUCAAAUGAAGCACGUGGUCUAUUUCUGAUCGCAAAAAAACCCUGUGAAAUGUUUUCUCACUGUGCGAACCGCUUUCUGAUGACUUUAUGUGUCGCUGUCUUGGCGCAACGCUCCCGGUGCCUCUCCCCGGUCCCGCGGGAGAAAACACCUGAGCAGCUCGUCAUGCCCGACGUCACCUGCUAUGACCGGAGGAUGCGAGCCAUGUUCGGCCCGCGGGUCAACAGUAAUAUACACGUUCAAGACCGGACAGGGGGCAUAACACCAGUGCUUCAAUCUAAUGGGUUCUGUGGAUUGAAACUGGGCCGAGACCUGAACCAGAACCUCUCCUUCUUCAGCAGAUAUGACGGCUGCUAUGCACAGAUGAAGGGUGGCAACGUGUUCGUCCCUCUGCAGGUGCAGCUGCUCGGAGGGGAUCGAUGGCUGAGGGUAAAGAUCAGCUGUCCUCUAACCCAGAGACAACGCGAGAGGAUUCGACAUUUCCCGACACGACGCUUACCGGCGUUGCCGGGAAGCUGUGCCACAGAAGGACCUCUGCAGCUGGAUUGCGGCCACCGAGGCGUCUCGAGGGACGCCUGCCACCAACUGGGAUGCUGCUACGACGCCCGCAAACUAACCUGCUCCUACAAACUCAAUGCCUGCUCUCUGGACGGACACCUUGUGUUCUCGGUGGAUUCCGCUCUCGCAGACCGACGGCUCGAUCCCAGCGCCCUCGUGGUCAACGGUCUGUCGCAGUGCUCCCCGGCGGCCACCACCCCAGACGUGGCCGUCUUCAAGAUCGGACUCAGGGACUGCGGCGCAAAGAUGAAGGUAGAUGGAAACGUGAAGAUCUUUGAGGUGGAAGUGGAGGAGCUGCAGACGGAGAACGGAACCAAACAUUAUCCAUUUCAGGUCCAUGUCGAGUGUGAAUUUGAAGUGUCGGAUGUAAAUCACACAGCAGACCAGCAGCCCUCCUUCCCGAUGACCAACCCGCCGCCUGUGACCGCCCUGGGCACCAUGAGAGUGCAGAUGAGAAUAGCCACAGAUGCGACCUUCACUUCCUUCUUCCCCGAGGACCAGCUCCCGAUAGCCCUUCCGCUGCGCAAGGUUGUGUACGUGGAGGUGUCCAUCGCCCAGCCGUCCCCGGACCCCACGCUGUCCCUGCGCAUGCGGGACUGCUUCGCCUACCCUGUGUCUCGACACUCCGUGUGGCGGCUCCUCCAGGACGGAUGCCCCAACCCUUUGGAUAACAACAGGAGCUCCAUCCAUGGGAGCGACCAGGGCGAGACCACCGCCCUCUCCCAAGUCAGGAGGUUUGAUGUCAAGACCUUUGCCUUCUUGGACCCUCAUACAGGCCACCCGAGUGAGGAGGAAAUGUACUUCUACUGUUGGGUGGAACUCUGCACCAACGGCGUAGAGUGUGCUCAGCCAUGCGCCAUCAUCCCAUCCGAGGGUGAGCGGUUGAAGAGAGAGGCCACAUCUACAUCCGACUGGGUCCAGCUGGUCUCUCUGGGGCCGCUGCUGCUGGGACAGAACGCCACUGAGCUGGAGGAUGACCAGUGUGUAAAUCGGCAGACGAUGUUUCAGGUGACUGUGUACGCUCUCUAUGCCGUCGUGGCGGCCCUGUUCCUGAUCCUGAUGUUGGCUCUGUGGUCGAGCAUCGGGAGGCGCCAGAAGCGAGAAGCGCCGCACGCCACGGAGGCACAAGUUGACAAACCAUCUAAAUAAAUAAAACUUUUCAUGGUC
Pseudoliparis swirei is the source of this 2586-nucleotide messenger RNA. RefSeq names its product zona pellucida sperm-binding protein 1-like. Lineage: Eukaryota; Metazoa; Chordata; Actinopteri; Perciformes; Liparidae. The coding region runs from base 913 to 2568 and encodes 551 amino acids. Gene Ontology annotation, cellular component: egg coat. The transcript has 12 exons. Gene Ontology annotation, molecular function: acrosin binding; structural constituent of egg coat. The record is from RefSeq and is a predicted model, not a curated record. Gene Ontology annotation, biological process: prevention of polyspermy; binding of sperm to zona pellucida.